AUGAUAUGCAAAGUGGCUCCUGCGUGUGACAGAAAUGAAACCAUGGUAGUGGAGCUUCUUAGUAGGCAGGAUUGUGAGAGAAUAAUAAGUUGGUAUGUAUCGACAGAUUUAUGUAAUCGUUCUUGUGAAUGGUAGGAAAGUGUUGAAAAGUCGCGAGGAUUUCUCCCCUGCUAGUCUGAAAACAGACCUACGUUUCGCCCGCGAAUUUUAGGGCGGGCGUAACGUAGGUCUGUUUUCAGGCUACUCCCCUGCGAAAGCUCAUGCACACGGAGCAACAUUUUCAGGCACCACUUUUAUCAUAUCUUUUUUCUCUAGUUUAAACACCACGUCCAAAGUUAAGAACCUUCAUGAAGGCAUGAUGAAUUGGUGUAGAUCUUUACCAGAUGCAAACACUGCUACGCAAAUACCACUUUCACUUGUGUAUACUGAGUUUGACGACAACAUCACCUCCAAAACUCACAAUGAUACAAAGAUAACCACAACCCCUACAACACAAAGCCCUAUUCCAAACAAAAUUGACCAAAGUCGAAACGGUACUGGUGAAUCUGACGGCCCCAACACACCAACAAGACCAUUCCUCAAUUCGACUGAUCAAAAUAGAAAACCACCAACGAUGCCAAAGAGUAACCCAAUUACACAAGCGAAUAUAACCAAACCAAAUGCGAAAUCCAAACCAGCAACUGAAAAUCCAACAGUCAAUGCAACUUAUCAAGAAAAGGAAAAGAAGGAAGCAAAGUCUGUUCCAAAUCUUACGCCAACAACCGAAAGGAUCAACAACACAACACAGGAUCAACAUGGCACCGCGUUAUCCAAAACACUACAGCUAAAUGCAACAUCUUCGCCGGUUGUUAGUCGUGGGAAUGCCACAACAGAUAGCUAUGUAUACAAUGCUACCACAACGAAUGAUCCCACAAAUCAUGGUAACAAGGCAGCACAGUUUAACACAAGAAUGAAUGCAUUGGCG
Paramuricea clavata is the source of this 964-nucleotide messenger RNA. The record is from the annotation of a GenBank genome assembly. Lineage: Eukaryota; Metazoa; Cnidaria; Anthozoa; Malacalcyonacea; Plexauridae.